UAAAUAUACAAACCACGACUGUGUCAACGUGCCCCCUAUAUUUAGAAAACGAAACCGAUCCUUUAAAAAAAAACCCAGCACGAUGGCGUUUCAAAUGUCCGGCGUGCUUUCUCGCAGACAUGCCUGCGGUCUGCGCCUCAGCCUGUCGCUCCAGGACGGAACCAGAGCUGCAACCGGUCCCAGAAACGGGUUCCGGUUCGGUUCGGGUACUGGGUUACCCCAGAUCCGCAAAGCUGUCCGCUUCAGGGAGCGAGCUACGCCGUUGACACCCGCAUCUGGAGUCGGGGCGAGGAUUAUUAACCAACCGCCUUUUUCUUGCAAAACUGUUUAUAAUCAUCAUCACAGGUCGACUGCACGGGGUUUUAAUUCUCCAUUCGCUGUGUUUAAUAACGCUGUCCGAGUUCCCGCUCCGUUGAUCUUUGCUAGUUCCAGUGCGCGUCGUGUCGUGUUCUGGGCAGGGGUUUUGGGUCUGACCGUGCUGGGCGGUACCGCCGCAUCCCUUCACAGGUCCGCGGUUGUGGCAAUGGCCCCGAAGCUAACCCCCGUCGACUUGGAUUCGCCAGCUUCAGACUGGAAGGAGGCGAAACGAUUCCUGGAGUCUCUCUCUCCUGCGGAGCGGCGCCGGUUCUAUCGGAGUUCGGACUUCAUCCCUCUGGAAUCUAUCCUGCCAUGGACGAGCCAAUCAGCAGAUCUCGCGGGGUCCCGCGGCGAGUUCAGGGGAGACCCCGCCCUCGACGGCAAGAUCUCGCUGUUCCGCGGUGACAUCACCAGACUGGAGGUGCACGCUGUCGUCAACGCAGCUAACAGCUCUCUGCUGGGCGGUGGUGGAGUGGACGGUUCUAUCCAUCGCUCUGCGGGUCCUCUCUUGAGACAGCAGUGUGCCUCUCUGGGGGGGUGCGAGACGGGAGACGCCAAACUGACCAGCGGGUACCGACUGCCAGCCCAGU
Molecule: messenger RNA, 947 nt
Organism: Acipenser ruthenus (sterlet)
Lineage: Eukaryota; Metazoa; Chordata; Actinopteri; Acipenseriformes; Acipenseridae
Product: ADP-ribose glycohydrolase MACROD1-like
Exons: 5
Biological process (GO): peptidyl-glutamate ADP-deribosylation; purine nucleoside metabolic process; DNA damage response
Cellular component (GO): nucleoplasm
Molecular function (GO): ADP-ribosylglutamate-[protein] hydrolase activity
Source: RefSeq, a predicted model, not a curated record